Molecule: messenger RNA, 4839 nt
Organism: Pelodiscus sinensis (Chinese soft-shelled turtle)
Lineage: Eukaryota; Metazoa; Chordata; Testudines; Trionychidae
Source: RefSeq, a predicted model, not a curated record
CAGUAGCAACCAUCCCUGGAGCCUUGUUGACUGCCACAGGGGCCACAACAGAUGCUUUACACCAACUCUGGUAUCUUCAGCAAUGAAAAAGGAUUUUAUCAAAAGAUCGUAAAUAGACGAGCAAAUACAUAGCUACUCUUUGGAUAUAAACAGCAGCAUCUCAUCCUGCCGCCUUUUGCAAAAUUAGGUGGAUAAAGUGGAGGUAGCCUGACAGCCUGGAUGUAAUACACACACAUAAAACAAUGAAAUAGGGCUUCCCUGACAUUGAUGGCCACCCUCUGUGCUCCUCUGACAGCGUGAGUGUCUGGCUGUUCAAACUGUGCACCCAAGCAACAUGCCUCAGUGCUCCAUUAACAGAGCCAGUUUCUGCAGUUUCAUCCAGAAAACUCCUUUUGAUUUCAGAGAAAGCUUUAUACAAGUCCUGAACAAGAUAGUAUUUUUAUUCUAGUCACUUCCAACCCUGAAAUUUCUAAAGCAAGAAGUCAAGACAGACAAGCUGUUUUUCUCUCCUUCCUGCUCUUUCUCUGCAUGAAGGCCACCUCAGCCUGGUGAUUACAAAUAAAAAUUUACUUUGGGCUAUUGUAAGUUUUGGAGCUGCUCUCGGGGAAAAAAAAACUUUCAUAUGAAAGAGAGCAGACUGUUGUGACCCUGCUAAAUGACGGUGUCACCAGGGGGCAGAGACACUCUGAAAAUAAUGACUUGCAUGGAGAUUAAAUCUUUUUAUUUGUUUCUUCAAGAGUAUGACACAGUAGAAAUGUAUCACCAAUGAAAUAAGAGCACAGGCACUUCAAAGAACUAAAAGACUUCCCAACUGCUAUAUUAUACUCCGGACAACAGUAAUAAUCUGUCAGAUUGGAUAUAGUAGAACUGUGUAGUGCAGGUGUCUCCAAAGAAAGUGAAGCGUGAGGAAAAUGACCUAUGAACUGAAUCUAAACUUCCUUAAGGAAUUGGAACAAGAGACAAUUUUACAGGUCCUGUAUCGUGAUCAGAUGGUGAGAAAAGUGGAUGAAGAAAGGAUAAGGAAAUUGAAAAUGCAGCUGCAACAACUUCGGUGGAAAGGGGCAAAAAGUGUAAACCACGAAUACCAUGAAAGAUCCUGUGCUCGCUGUCAGAAAUCCUUAGGACUGGUGAUGAAUAGAGGUGCAGUGUGCAAUGGAUGCAGUCAUCGAGUGUGCUCUGAAUGUCGUGUCUGCCUGAAUCACCUGUGGAAAUGCACCAUCUGUUAUGCUCAUGGAGACAUGAAAGUAAAGACUGGGGAAUGGUUCUUUGAGGAACGAGCCAAGAAAUUCCCAGCUCAAGAUAGACACGAAACAACUGGUGCAAAGCUCUUGAAAUCUUAUCAAAAACUGAGUAAAAUUUCUGUGGUUCCUCCUACUCCACCUCCUUUCACUGUAUCCACUGGGGGAAACACCACAAUGGAAAUCAGUCAAUCUAGAAGUUUUAAUAAGUCUGUGGAAAACUUGUUUCUGUCUCUUGCCACAAAUAUGAAAAAAAUUUCAAAGUCCCAGAAUGACAUGAGGUCUGACAAAAGUCUCCUCACUACAGAUUAUGGGCAGGAUGUGGAACGGAGGAAGGAAAGGAGGAGUCAGUCUGACACUGCCAUCAACAUUACAAGCAGAAUAAGAAAUGCACCAAGCCUUCAGCGACUCAUCAAUGGGGCACGGGACGACAAUGAAGUCUAUACCAAAAGGAAUUGCAAGCAGGGAGAGGACAGUCCAGACAGUCCCAUGAGUGACACUGUAUUCUGUGGUGGCAAAAAACAUGAUAGUUUAUAUAGCAUUAACAGCACUUGUACCGAGGCUGGCAAUUUUGACAUGGCUCAUGUCACAGGAGAAAUAGAGUUUGCCAUGAGAUAUAUCUUUAAAACCUACAUUUUAGAAGUAUGCAUCAAGGCUUGCAAGAACCUGGCUUAUGGAGAAGAGAAGAAGAAAAAGUGUAACCCGUAUGCAAAGACUUACUUGCUUCCCGAUAAAUCUUCUCGGAGUAAACGUAAGACAGCUGUUAAAAAGAACACAGUGGAUCCAGCAUUCCAUGAAACUUUUAAGUAUAAGAUUGAAUAUUCCCAGCUGGAAACACGAAAGCUUCAGAUAUCUGUGUGGCACUCAGGCGCACUCAAGCGAAGGGUGUUUCUUGGCGAAGUGAUUAUUCCAUUGGCAUCGUGGAAUUUUGAAGACAAUUCAACACAGUCUUUCAAUUGGUAUCAACUUAAAGCGAAGCCUGAAAAGCCCGAAGACAGCCUAGUUCAGUACAAUGGAGAACUCCUGUUGUGUGCAAAACUGAUCUUACCAUCCCAGUCUAAAAAAUGCCAGUAUGAAGAGCAAAGGAACGGAGGUAUAGAAGAGCAAGCAGCUGCUGCUGGCCAGCUUCACCUUGUGGUGCUUGGAGCCAAGAACUUGCCUGUAGUGAGAUGUGGUGGCACUUUGAAUUCGUUUGUUAAAGGUUGUCUCACUCUCCCAGACCAAAGUAAGAUCAGACAGAAGUCUCCUGUGCUGAAGAAAGAAGCCUCCCCUGAGUGGAAGCACCUGUUUGUUUUUGAUGGUGUGACUGCAUCUCAGUUAUGGCAAUCUCAUCUGGACUUGGGUGUCUGGGACCAGGCAUCUUUUGGCUCAGCUGACCAGUUCCUAGGGGGAGCCAGGCUUAGCACAAAAGAACCAUCUGGCAUCCUGGAUUCAGACUCCCAAUCAAAACUUCAGUGGCAGAAAAUUCUCAGCAACCCAAACGUUUGGAUAGAUAUUACACUUACACUGCAUUCAAAUAUAGACAUUUUAAAAUCCCAAUAGCAACCAUGUGACAGAAACAUCCUUUCCAACUGCUCACAUGCGGAAGCAAGUAUUGCCCUCAACGUUAAGCAGCAUGGCAUAUGCCGUGGUCACUCUUGCCUUCUAGAAAGAAAUGUAUCCUUCAAGAAGAUAUAAUAUAAGGGGAAACAGAGCUGUGUAUUUAGAAUCAUUAUAAAACUAAUAAAUAUUAAACCAUUACACUCCAAAGAGCAUUUAAUUUAAAAACUCCUAUGGGCUAUUUCAGUGUGAGCAGUUCCAGUACGAUAUACAUCAACAGCAGCCAGCUCAAAGGUGGUGGUGUUUUGGGGAUUAAAUUAUGCAUUAUUGCAGUAUGCAUUACAAAAGGGGAAGUUGUAAUUCCUGAGUUACUGCAGUUAAAGUACAGGUGAAAUUUCUUCAUGUUUCCUUAGGAAACCAUUAGAAGCAAGGCUGGAGCUUCCAAAUUGUUUUAAAAAAGUUAAGAAGGAGAUUGCAGGAGGGAGAGAGAAAAAGCACAAGGUAUUUUCUCCCCUUGCCCCCCAAAUGUUAGUUACUUUACUAGCUUGGGACUGCAAGAGAGUUUGGCAUGCAGUACAGAGGAAGGGAGGGACAAUGGAACAUGCAUGUUAGGGAGUCUGACUCAAGAUCAAAUGCUCUGGAGCAGAGAUUUAGUUUUCCCCCCCAUACAUGUUUAAAGAAAGAUGCCAUUAAUAACUCCCCAUCAUUGUAACAACUCCUAAAAUAGCUAACAAGAAAAACACUUAAUCUAUUAUUGUGAGUUAGUUGGUGUUCAGCCAGCUAGCAAUCUGUGGAAUAUCAAUAUCUUAGAGCUGGUGUUGCCAAACCCAUGGAUGAGGGCUACUACUGUUUACUUCCUGGCCUGCAGAGGUUUGGAAAUGCUCGGAGCUGUACAGCGAUUUCAGAAGGGCUGCAGAAAUGUCACUUCUCAGCAUCCCCAGAAUUUGGUUCUGUGAUAGAAGUUGCCCUAGGACUGGGCAUAGGUAGCUGCAGGAGGGGCCUGAGAGUGGUUAGUGAUGCAACUAUUUUCUUGCUCUCAGAAAUGGGGCACCCCUCUCAAUGCCUGCCUCACAACCCACUCCAGAGUCUUGCCAUUAUCGGGGGAGUGCACAGGCCCACUGUUUGGCCAAAGCCUUGCCUGCAUUUGGUAAAAGACUGCGCCACUAAAGCGCAUGCACACUCAUGCACGCACACACUUCCUUCACCCUGUAAAGCUGCAAAUACAACAGUUCAAAAGUGAGAUAUACAAAAGCUACACUGUAGUUUUAUCAUACAGUGCACUGCUGUGCUGGGAUUAAACACCCCACAAAACACACUGAACUUCAAAUCCUUUGUUACCUCGCAGAUCUUUUAUUUAUAUUCAUGUGUUGCAAAAAAACUCACAACACUUUGCUAUAAAAGUUUAAUGUUAAGAGUAUAAAGCAGAAUAGGUGUAGUGAAUGGAGGAGCAAAACCAACAAUAUACGGUGACCUUUAACAAAUUUUCAAAUAUGGGGAGAAGGUAAAUGGAAAUGGAUAAAUGCUCUUUUAAUGGACAGAACACAAGGGGGAUAUAAACAAAGAGUCCCUUCAUAGUUGGAGUCUGAAAUAUUAAAUCAAAUAUUUAAAAAAUUAGAAAAUUUGUUAGAAAAAAAUAGGUGCAGUAAGAUUGUAUAUACUGAAUCAUGUGCAUAUCACAAUUUUCUUUGAAGUAAAAAGGUCAUCUUUACAGAUAACGUUUUAUAGCAAAUAAUCAUUUCAUACACUGCUUCUGUAGCACAGACUUAAGUAUAUUGUUUAGGCAAAUUUUACAUGUGCAGUUCAUUUUAAUAAAUCUGAAAAAGGUAACAAAAUAUACAGAGCAAAACUUUUUCCCUUUUUAAACUAGUGUUACAAUCCAUAUAUCUAUAUAUAAAUACUACACUACAGCUGAUCAUUAAUUAAGCUGGAGUAUAUCAUCAAGUAUGAGUCCAACAGAAUAUAUUUGCCUACCUAUGCAAGGAGGGUAUCAAAGAGUGUUCCUAUACUGCAUUUCUUCUGAGUGAUCACUGCCAGAAUAUCUCCAAUUGAACAGAGUAACAAA